CCCUCACUCUCCUGUUUGCUUUUUUUUUUUUUUUAAAUAUCUGUUAAGGAGGGACAAAUUCUCGUGCAUAAUUCCCAGCAUAGCCAUACCCAGCAUCCACCUGAGCAGAGGUCUCAUCAGACGGAAAGACUGAAGAAGACCUGUGUGGUGUUGGAAGAGACUGUGUUACUACACCUCUGGAGCAGCAGUGCUGCAUAUUGCUAUUACAGUGGCGAGAAAAGGGAAACUGACAGAGGAAGACAGAGUGAUUGGGUCUCGGGGUUCAUCCUGCAGAAAGACAAUGAUCCAGAGCAUUUCAAGAAAAGCAACUAGACGGCGGCUUCGCGUGAUUCGAAGACCGGCACAGUCCCCAGAACCUAAAAUCCCACGGAGCUGGUUUGGGAAAAACUCGACGGGAGGUGAACGCACGGCGGCCCCUGUAAAUGCAACACGCUUGUGGGAACUUCCGCGACAGCGUCGGGAUGAACUUUCCAUGCAACCCAACACUGAGAACCACAGGUAUGAUGACAGACAGUCGCGGCCAGCGCGUUGGUACACGGCCCGACCAGAAAGCAUGGGGCUCAGGCUCAGUGGCAAGGGACCACAGAGCCACAGGAUGGUGAUCUUCCUGGCCAUCUUCAUCUUGAUGACACUCCUCUUCCUGUACGGCUCCAACAAUGGCAACAGUUCCGUCGUCUACACUCCCUUCCAUGUGGCUACAAACCACGGUCUCAAGACCACGGACUUGAAGAAGUGGGCUGGGAAAGACGGUUAUGUGCCAUUUUAUGGGAACAAGAGUAUGACCCUGCACUGUCACAGCUGUGCGCUGGUGACGAGUUCCAGCCAUGUCCUGGGGAGUCAAGCAGGGGAAGAGAUCGACCGUGCGGAGUGUGUGAUUCGUAUGAAUGACGCCCCCACGUUGGGGUACGAGAAUGAUGUCGGGAACCGGACUUCUCUGAGGGUCGUAGCCCACUCCAGCGUGUUCAGGGUGGUCCGAAGGCCUAAUGAGUUCUUACACCGCACAGACAAAAACCCUGUGAUCAUUUUCUGGGGACCCCCGAACAAGAUUGGGAAGGAUGCCAAAGGAACUCUGUAUAGACUGAUCCAGAGAGUCAGCAUGACCUACAGUAACUUGUCAUGUUUUAGUAUCACACCAAGCAAGAUGCACAGGUUUGACAGUCUCUUCCACAAGGAGACAGGACGAGACAGACAAAAAUCUCACUCAUGGUUGAGUACGGGCUGGUUCACGAUGGUCAUAGCUAUUGAGAUAUGUGAUAACAUCAAGGUGUAUGGGAUGGUUCCACCCAAUCACUGCAUAAGAAAACCUGGAUCCAAGAAGAUGCCCUAUCACUACUACAAACCCAGGGGGCCUGAUGAAUGUGUAACAUACCUACAGAACGAGAGCGGCCGAAGAGGAAACCACCAUCGCUUCAUUACGGAGAAACAGGUGUUCGCACGCUGGGCAAAGCAGUACAACAUCACCUUCACUCAUCCCACAUGGUGAAAAGACUGAAAACCACAAAGAGAUCUCCCUGCUCUCACAGAGACCCGAACGAGGACCACGGGCUGGAAUUCAUUGUUAACUUCCCCAACCGAGCCUUCAAAUAGCCACAUGAUGAAUGACAGCCUUCGGGAAAAAAAAAAAAAA
Messenger RNA from Xiphias gladius (swordfish), 1627 nucleotides. It is a transcript of the gene st6galnac6, whose product is annotated as ST6 (alpha-N-acetyl-neuraminyl-2,3-beta-galactosyl-1,3)-N-acetylgalactosaminide alpha-2,6-sialyltransferase 6. Gene Ontology annotation, molecular function: alpha-N-acetylgalactosaminide alpha-2,6-sialyltransferase activity. Gene Ontology annotation, biological process: oligosaccharide metabolic process; ganglioside biosynthetic process. The record is from RefSeq and is a predicted model, not a curated record. Lineage: Eukaryota; Metazoa; Chordata; Actinopteri; Istiophoriformes; Xiphiidae. Bases 281 to 1483 code for a protein of 400 amino acids. The transcript has 7 exons.